GUGUAGUGUAGUAGUGACAGCUUGAGGGUUGUCGAGAAAAAAGUGUAACCAGAUAUAGGUGGCUUCUGCUAAAUGGAUAUCCUGCAAUCCAACUGCUUAUUUAGCUUCUUGUAGUUGGCCUCGUCAUGUACAUACUGUAACUAGGUCUGGAGCUGUUCAAACCUGCUGCUUCAUAUCUGUGCGAGCGUGCCUUGCAGAGCUGAGGGAAGCGCGAGCCGAAGCAACGGUUGUCGGAGCGCGAUCAGACCAACAAGUGGUGUCGUUGGAAGCGGCUCUCGUGGCAUGACUACUACAAACAAGGGAAACAAAGCCUUGAAGGUGAAGAAGGAGCCAGGGGAGAAUGGAACCAGCCUCACGGACGACGAACUGGUGACCAUGUCUGUCCGGGAGCUCAACGCUCACCUCCGCGGCCUAACCAAGGACGAGAUCCUGCAGCUCAAGCAGCGGAGGCGCACCCUGAAGAACCGUGGCUACGCCGCCAGCUGCCGCGUCAAGCGGGUCACCCAGAAGGAGGAGCUAGAGAAGCAGAAGACGGCGCUGCAGCUGGAGGUGGACAAGCUGGCCACAGAGAACGCCACCAUGAAGGUGGAGCUGGACUCGCUGCGCUCCAAGUACGAGGCCCUGCAGAGCUUCGCCAGGACUGUGGCGCGCAGCCCGGCCGUUGCCUUAACCCCAGGGGGUCGGGGGGUCAUGGGGCCCCUGGUCCCUGGGAAGGUGGCCACGGCCACCAGCGUCAUCACCAUCAUCAAGUCCAAGACGGGAGCCAGGUCGUAGUAUCGGGGCUGGGCGGCGUGGAGAGUUAUCAGACUAAUGAAACAACAUGUACUAUAGUCAGUGUAUCAUCAUGGAGCACAGGAUUAGUUCCCUUGUUUGUCUUUUGGGCCAGAACACACAACACCCCCCCCCAGAUCUUUGUACCAGCUAGUAACACUCUUUCAAUUGGCCAGCAGCAGAGGCCACACCAACCCUUAUCAGACAGCCUUUAGUAGUAUAAACCAUACUUCCAUUCUGCCUUGGCACUGUACAAGCAGAAAUACAUACACCAGAGGAGGCUGGUGGGGGGAGCUAUAGGAGGACGGGCUCAUUGUAAUGGCUGGAAUGGAAUAAACAGAAUGGUAUCAAACAAAUGGAAAGCACAUGUUUGACUCUGUUCCAUGAAUUCCAUUCCAGCCAUUACAAUGAGCCUCCGCUGGACUAUACACAUCCUUCCUCUAUGGUGGAUUUUCACAUACUGAUUCCAAAAGGUUAAAGGUCACGUGAGUCCAGGAAGGUCGUACGACGCAGCCCAAUCCAUAAUUGAUGUCACUCCAUCUGGUGUUGGAAGAUGUGUGUUUCUGUACAUGGUACUAAGUGUUUGAGUGUUUGUUUGUUUCCUACAGAUGGCCCCUCGUUGAGUCUUUUCCGUCCCGACACAGGGUUGUGAUGUGGAAAUGCACUCUUUCAUAACUACUAGCCACCAACAGUCUAGCCACACCCGGUUGGCAUUAUGCUUCAAGUUCUUAGCCCCCUCUCCGUAUCACAAGUGGAGAAAGAGUGAUUGCAGUAAGCAACAAGCCUGGGCCUGUUAGAAUGCACUGACUAUGAGAAGAGGGAAAUGCACUGUAUGGUAUUGAUGUCUUGUGAGCAACCUUCAGUAAGGACUAGUAACUCACCCAUCAGACCAGUUCAUGUGAUUUUAGUUGGUCAAAAAAACUAAACAGGAAAUUCUGUUAAGUUGAGCAUUUAUUUAGGUUCAGGUCAGCCUGCCACAGAAUUUUACCAACAGGAGAUGCAAUAAUACACACAUGCACUGAAAAAUAGGAAGUGACAUAGUUUAAUGUAAGUGGAAUGAGUCAAUCUGAUCUGCAAAAUAAUAGGAUAGCCUGGUAUGGGAUGAUAAUUAUUAUAAUAAUAAUAGGUGUGAUGUUGGAGUUGACAAUGCCCUUCCAGGAUUACAAGAUUGUUUCUUUCUCCAGUAUCUGAGAAGCAGAAUGUUUUUACAAGAUCUUGUGAUGAUUAUGCUUUGGGAGGACAAUUUUUUUUAUCCUCAAAUCAUUUAAAACUCAAUUUGUGCUCCAUCGAGUAAAUAAGUUGGAACUGUUUUGUAAAUAAGUAGUUUUUUUUGUGCGUAUGUAAUAACAUGUGAACUGGCUGGUCACAUAUUCCUAAAUAAUAUUCACACAACAAGCUUUACUGUUUAAUUGUCAACGUGUGCGUAUUCUAGAAGUCGUUGACUUAGAGUUCUUGAUUUGUAUUGAUGCAUAGACGAGCAUCUGGCGUUGUUUAUAGAAACACUGGAAAAGAAAACUUCAAACAAAAAAAACCUGUGAUAUCCUUUUUGCAAUUGUACCAAAAGUGGCUUACUAUUGAAGGCUGGUAGCUUUUUGUAGUGACUAGGCGCGUACCGUGUGGGGUAGUGCGUGACGUGAUGUGUGUAAGUGACAGUUGGCAGUGUUGUUCACUGUAUAGAUGUCAUGCUGUGGUAUUUUCUAUAGGACCCUGUAAUAGAGAUAAUAUAGCUGGUGUAAACAUCAUCUAUUGUCUUCAUCUAUAUCGGCAUCUGUGAUAUCUCUUCCACUAGCUGUGAUUCACAAAUGUUUUGUCAUUGCGAUGUUAUUACUGUCGAUGUUAUUACUGUCGACCGAGCAGGCA
This is a messenger RNA of Oncorhynchus masou masou (cherry salmon), 2631 nucleotides long. Its product is annotated as transcription factor MafG-like. Lineage: Eukaryota; Metazoa; Chordata; Actinopteri; Salmoniformes; Salmonidae. Gene Ontology annotation, molecular function: RNA polymerase II cis-regulatory region sequence-specific DNA binding; DNA-binding transcription factor activity, RNA polymerase II-specific. Bases 283 to 774 code for a protein of 163 amino acids. Gene Ontology annotation, cellular component: nucleus. The transcript has 3 exons. Gene Ontology annotation, biological process: regulation of epidermal cell differentiation; regulation of transcription by RNA polymerase II. The record is from RefSeq and is a predicted model, not a curated record.